AUGGUCUCGCAUUUGAAGAAAGCACAAAUUCGGCUCUCAAAUGCUGAAAGUGCAUUGCACCAGCUGAGGACCGAGCAUGGACAUACUGUAGAAUACCUAAGUGUCCAGUGGGAUCAACAAAGGGCUACUCAGAUGGAUGUAAUCAGCAGGACGGCAAGGGAAAAAAAGGAGCGUAUGAUUGAUCUCCUCAACAUGGAGGAGAAGCUUAUUGAGGCUCGUGAGGACCUCAGGAAGUUGAAACUGAAAAAGAAGCGGGCACGGACAGGUCGGGAGAAGCAGGAACUUCUCAAUAUUCCCCAGUCUUUGGUGCUCAUGGAAACCCAGAUCCACAAUGCGGCGGCUGAGCUGGGAACCCAGGAGUUCUUGGAGCUCACUGGCCUCACAGGUAACACCGCCAUCUGA
Melampsora larici-populina 98AG31 is the source of this 402-nucleotide messenger RNA. RefSeq lists its product as uncharacterized. The transcript is spliced from 2 exons. The record is from RefSeq and is a predicted model, not a curated record. Bases 1 to 402 code for a protein of 133 amino acids. Lineage: Eukaryota; Fungi; Basidiomycota; Pucciniomycetes; Pucciniales; Melampsoraceae.